AUGGCAAGACGGGAAUCAUGGAUGGGAAGUGGUGUUUUGGUCCGAUGGCGGAAAGAAGGUGGGUUUGGCUUCAUAAAGCCUUCUGAUGGCAGCGAAGAUUUGUUCUGCCAUGUCAGCCAGCUGAGACAAGUCGAGGGCACCAUCAAAGAGGGCGACCGCGUUCGCUAUACAGUCACCCAAGACGGCUUGUCUGGGAAGCGUAUGGCUGGUAACGUUGUGCUCGAUUUGACCCACGGCCGCAGCCGCAGUCGGAGGCGGCGUCGCAGGCAUGGGCCUUGCAUGAGUUUUGCAGGGGCACUUUUGUUUUCUCAGGGUGCUUGGAAGUGCUUGAAGAUCAUGUUUCGCAUAGUUCACGGAGAAGAGUUGCUCGGUUCUUGGGCUCCGUGCACUUGUGGUUCGGGAUGUUCAAAUGUGAGCCCCAGUCCAUCUUUGUCCCAAUCCUAUUCGCAUUCUGAUCCUCAUUCCCACUCCAAUUCCUGCUCCUGUUUCUAUCUCGAUCCCAAUCUCUCUGUCCAUGUUUGUGUUUGGUUAUUCAGGGGCUCUAACCGACAGUUAUUGCCAAUGUUACUCGUAUGUUGUUAUGCCGUGAUGUAUGUUAGGCUUAGGUUGAGGUUGUAA
Messenger RNA from Symbiodinium sp. CCMP2456, 618 nucleotides. Lineage: Eukaryota; Dinophyceae; Suessiales; Symbiodiniaceae. The record is from the annotation of a GenBank genome assembly.